Paramecium pentaurelia is the source of this 249-nucleotide messenger RNA. The record is from the annotation of a GenBank genome assembly. Lineage: Eukaryota; Ciliophora; Oligohymenophorea; Peniculida; Parameciidae.
AUGAAUAAUAUUUAAAUUCAAAAUCGAUUAAAUUCCUUUUGUGUAACAUCAUAAAGAAAAAGAAAUACAUCCUAAUAUACAUAACAAUCAUAAGUGGUUGUGAAAAAUAAAUGUGUAUAAUUUUAAAAGAUGAAAUAAAAUAAUCUGCUUGAAUUAUUACUAAUGGACACUGGAACAAGAAUGCCUUCUCCAAUUUCUAGUUAAAUAAGUGUUGGUAUAGGAAGAAUUCCAAAGGAUUUUUUUAAUUGA